AUGACAGAAUCAGUGAGCAUAGCGUGGCUGGACAGGGUAUCCAAGGAACAGUUAGUGUCCAUCACACAGGAACUGGGCAUCGAACACACAGGCACCACUCGAGAGAUAAGGAAACGGAUAGUGGCAUGGUCCGCCAAAGCACUCGUCGACCCGGAACUUCACGCAAAAUUUCUCGCGAUGGAAGCAGCAUACAACGAGCAGGAGGCCUACUGGAGAGACGAAAGUGAACCAAAGACACCGUUAACCGUGAAUCAAUGCGAAAGGACCGCUAAUGUGUCCGUUAGGCCUCCAACGCAGAGCCAGUUCACAUAUCCACCACCGAGUAUACAACCGCCACCGCAACACCCGCCAACGACAUCAAUCUCACCAAACGCUGACGAGCUAACCAACGACAACCAUGUGCAUACCGUUACUUUUGCGCCCAUCAUCGACCAGGUACGCAAGUGGUCGGUGAAGUACGAUGGAAGACGUGACCCGUUGGCGUUUAUAGAACGAUUAGAGGAGCUGACCGACGUCUACACAUUAAAUGUAGACCUAUUACCAAAGACGAUGGCUGAAAUGCUAAGCGGCACCGCCCUCCAUUGGUACCGCAACAACAACGAGCAUUGGACCAACUGGGCGUCAUUAAAACGUGAGUUCCUGCACUUUAUCCUACAGGCCCGGUAUUUUGAACGCCUGGAGGAUAAUAUAAGGCAACGGAGGCAGCACCCGCGAGGAAAAUGCAAGGACUACGUGAUCACGAUUCAAAACCUGAUGCGACACGCGGGUCACAGUAGUGAACAACGGCUGGAAAGGAUAUUUCGGAAUAGCCACCCGGAGUACUUGCUCUACAUCAAACGGCGAGAUUUUAACACUUUGACGGAACUCCUCACACUCGCAGAAGACUACGAAAGCCAUCGGCGGGCCCCAGAAACCGCCCGACGAGAAAUAGCGAGACACGUUGGUGACGACCCCAUUAUGUCACCACCCCAACCGAGACAGGCAUUUCAGCAACGACCGCCACCACGCAUGGAUCAGCAUCACCGAGAAGCCCCCGAGUACAGCGCCGGACAACCAAUAAUUUUGAGCCAGGAAUGCGGCCGCCUCUACGCCCUAAUCUCGUUGGGUGGAGCGCCCGCGGAAGCCGUCAUCGACACAGGUGCCUCGAGAAGUUUCGUGUCCGCCAGCGUGGCGGAGCAAUUGGUUAGCUUGGGGAGAGGCAAAAAGAUAACUGUGGCCACAGGAAUCCUUAUGGCCUAUGGCACCAGGAACCAAAUAUCCGAGGCCGUGAGGACCGUAGUCCGCCUUGGGCAAACGAUCCACAGCGCCGUUAUGCAUGUCAUGCCUGGAGCAAUUGACGACAUCAUUUUGGGCCUUGACACACUAGGGGGAAUGGGAGCUACGGUGUCCUGCGGCGGACACCGCGUCGUAUUGACGGAGCCACCUAUACAACCGAUGCCUACGACACCAAGCGAGCCAACACCAAACACCGAGGACCCCGAACCACCCGUCAUGACGAACCAUCGCCCACCAAAGAGCAGAAAAGGGAGGCGCCGUACAAGACGACGGUUCGCAAGGGAGAGGGUCGACAGAAUAGAACACGAGGGCCCCAACCACGAAGAUGAGGCAGCCCGCAUACGCGACUUUCUAGCCGAAGAACUGCACAAUUUCGAGACUAUGAGCGGAGUAGCCACAGUGGGAGAGCACCGGUUCAUCAUGAUUGACGAACGCCCCAUCAAACAGCGGUACUUACCGCGAAACCCUGCAAUGCAAUCUGUCAUCGAUGCGGAAAUCGAUGAGCUACUCACGAAAGGACGUAUCGAGCCGUCUCGCAGUCCGCACAGUGCACCGAUCGUACGAGCCCGGAAGAAGAACGCAAAUGGGCGCCUAUACGUGGACUACCGUCAACUCAAUGCCCGGUCAGUACCGGCCGUAUACCCCUUGCCGAGGAUACAGCACAUAUUGGACAAACUUCGCCAGGCGAAGUACAUCAGUAGCUUAGACCUCAAGAACGGGUACUGCCAGAUACCUCUGGAGCCCAAAAGCCGUCCGAACAUAGCCUUCACCGUACCGGGACGUGGCCUGUUCCAGUGGCGCGUCAUGCCGUUCGGCCUACAUUCCGCACCCCGCCACAUUCCAGAAAGCGUUAGACCAAGUCAUUGGCCCGGAAAUGGAGCCCUACGCGUUUGCUUACCUCGACGACAUAAUCGUCAUAGGGUCCACCUUCUACGAACACGUGAAACACUUGCGAGAGGUACCCCAACGACUACAGCGGGCUAA
Rhagoletis pomonella (apple maggot) is the source of this 2259-nucleotide messenger RNA. RefSeq lists its product as uncharacterized. The record is from RefSeq and is a predicted model, not a curated record. The transcript has a single exon. Lineage: Eukaryota; Metazoa; Arthropoda; Insecta; Diptera; Tephritidae. The coding region runs from base 1 to 2259 and encodes 752 amino acids. Gene Ontology annotation, biological process: proteolysis. Gene Ontology annotation, molecular function: aspartic-type endopeptidase activity.